Hippoglossus stenolepis (Pacific halibut) is the source of this 1358-nucleotide messenger RNA. RefSeq lists its product as uncharacterized. The record is from RefSeq and is a predicted model, not a curated record. The transcript is spliced from 6 exons. The coding region runs from base 147 to 1289 and encodes 380 amino acids. NCBI's taxonomy places the organism in Eukaryota, Metazoa, Chordata, Actinopteri, Pleuronectiformes, Pleuronectidae.
AACCGUCUCACACAGACAAACAGACCAUUCUGACUUCAGUCUUUUAUUUUCUCUGUGAUAGAUUUUUACCAUUUAAAGUUUUUAUUUUUGAUGAGCUUUCAUUUAAAGUCAUACUUUCUGUUGAGAAGCUGAAGACAACACUGGCCAUGUUGUCGGCAGGAGCUGAAUGUGUGUUCAUGGGUUUGUUCCUGUACAUCUCAGGGGUUCGAGCAAAAAGCAUCUGUGCCUUAAAAGGUUCAUCAGUGGAUCUACACUGCUCAGCUCAACUUCCCAAAUCAAGCAUGAAAUGGUUCACUGUUCGCUGGGAGGACAACAAGAAGGUUCCAGAUCAAAUCUUUGCAGAUGGAAAACGUGUGAACAUAUCUGAAGAGAGCAACUUCACUAUUACGAUCAAUGAUCUGAGAGAGAGUGAUAAAAACACUUACUGUUGUAGUGACGUUGAUGACAAACGAGAUAAAUGCCAGAGGGGAGAAAUUCAGCUCCUUGUUGCAGACCUGCAGGUGAAGGUGUUUCCUGCCACAGGAGAAAAGACGGUGUCACUGAUGUGCAGCAGCAGUUGUCCUCUGACUGAAAGCCCUGUGGUCUAUAUCUGGUACAAGAACACAGAGUUUCUCUAUCAGGACUCGUCUCCUUGGUACCAGGAGCUAAUCAGCAGCGAGGAAUCAGUCACAUACUCCUGUGCUCUCAAAGGCUACGAGCAUCUCAGAGCCCCUGAAGUCUCAGUGGCUUCUCUCACAUCAGCCUGCUUCACUGUGACCUAUGCUAAAGGCAGAAUGUGCUCAAAUCAGCAGAGACCAGAAGAUGAGCCGUGCUCCAUCACAUAUCCCAGAGAAGUACAUGUUCAAAAGACUGAAGCAGAUCAGUAUUUCAAACUGGCCUGUAACACCAGCUGUCCACAGACGGAAGCUCAAACCAUCACAUGGUACAGAAACAGAAAAUUGGAGCCGGAACCACGAUCAGUUCCCAGCUCCUCUCAUGACUCUUACUCCUGUGCUGUAGAGCACUUGCUCUCAGAUGAAGUUUGUAUUCAGGAUCAAAACUGCUUCAGAGUGAAUUAUGUCAACAGGAGGAUCUGUGCUCUGCAAGGUUCCUCAGUGAACAUCUCCAGUGAAUACUCGGAUCCUUACAACCUGCAGUGGAAGUUUAAAUCGUGGUAUAAGAACAGGAGAAGUGAUAUGGCAGCUGGUGAAGAGCUGAUAAAGAGUACAGAUCGUAUUAAGUUUCAUGGAGUGAUGAAUAGCCACAUCCUGACAAUAAAACAUUUUCCGUUUGUAAAAUAUCAGCAUUAGCAUGGACAAGGUGAUGUAUGGAACAUGAUAACUGUUCCUGUCAUUAUCUCUGCAUUGCACUUACUGUAC